Molecule: messenger RNA, 876 nt
Organism: Papaver somniferum (opium poppy)
Lineage: Eukaryota; Viridiplantae; Streptophyta; Magnoliopsida; Ranunculales; Papaveraceae
Exons: 1
Coding region: 1-876 (291 amino acids)
Source: RefSeq, a predicted model, not a curated record
AUGAAUCCUGAUUGGAUGGUUUAUUUUCCUGAUUCCUGUCUUAAGAAUUUUCCUUUUCUAGCAUCUGAUCAUUGUCCCAUCCUGUUAGAUCCAUCUCCUAACGAUGUUUGCAGUGCAAAAAAUUGGAAGUUCUUUGAAUGUUGGUUAAGGGACAAAACUUGCAAAGAUCAAAUUACAAACUCCUGGUCUAAGCAAUUUCGAGGUUCACCUGGGUUUGUUCUUGACAAGAAACUUUCAGACACAAGAAGAGAGCUCUCAAAUUGGAACAGAAAUACUUUUAGUAACAUACAAGGAAAUCUCAAAGUCCUACAUCAGCAACUAAGUGAUCUCCAACAACCAACUGAGAAUGGCAGUGAUAAUACACUCUUAGUCCAAGAUGUUGAGAAAAAUAUUAAAGAAUGGCAUAAACGUGAGGAAGUCUUCUAUAGGAAAAAAUCUAGAGAGGUUUUCUUUAAUGAAGUGGACCAAAUCACCAAACACUUUCACCUUCAAGCCAAUAAAAGAAGGGCUAAAAACAGAAUUGAGUCUCUCAAAAGACAAGAUAGAAGCUGGUGCAGUAGAAAGAAUCAACUUGAAACCCUCCUAACUGAUCAUUUUAAGAACAUCAUGACUACAUCAAAUCCUCCAUGUAAUGAUGCUUUACUGAAUCUAGUGCCUCCAUACAUUACUGAGGAAGACAAUACUCUUCUUACAAAGAUACGAGAUGAAGCAAAAAUUCAUAAUACUCUUAAGCAGAUGCAACCAUGGAAAGCUCCAGGGCCGGAUGGUUUCUCACCUGGAUUUUUUCAGUGUGACUGGUGUACUUUCAAGGAUGAUGUUAUCAAAAUGGUGCAGAAUUUCUUCUGUACGGGAAGAUUGCUUAAGAAGAUAAACUAG